Armigeres subalbatus is the source of this 1266-nucleotide messenger RNA. RefSeq names its product thioredoxin domain-containing protein. The transcript has 5 exons. The coding region runs from base 150 to 1115 and encodes 321 amino acids. Lineage: Eukaryota; Metazoa; Arthropoda; Insecta; Diptera; Culicidae. The record is from RefSeq and is a predicted model, not a curated record.
AUGAUGAUGAUGAUGGCUGUUGGUAUUUUUGUGUGAAAUGCGUUGUGCUUCAGAAUAAAACAAUUUGCGAAAUUUUGAUUUUAAACUUAUGUUUACUAGCAGACGUUUGCAAUUCUAAAAUAGAUUUACUCAAAUUCCGUCCAGGCGCCAUGAGACAGUUGAAUCCUGCGGUGUUUAUUGUGGUUUUCGCGUUAGUAUCUGCUGAUACCGGAACCGGCAUUAAAAAGGUCACCGAUGAUGAUCUCGUGAAAUUGUUUCACAGCCAUUCCAAUUUUAUAGUUUUGUUCUCCAAGAACAAUUGCGAAACAUGUGAUACAUUAGAAAUUGCUUUGAAGAAAAUAGAACAAGAAAUCAGGGACAAUCUUGAAGCAGAAGUUGUGAAAGCAAUAGGAAGCCAGAUGGUUCGUCUGUACAGUCCAACAAAAGAACCAGCUGUGGUUUACUUCCGACAUGGCGUACCUUUGCUCUACGAUGGUCCAGCUAACGAGGAUGCUAUAAUAGGAAAAUUUGUUCAAAACAAAGAUCCAAAUGUAAAGGAAUUAUCCGAUGAAAACUUUGAACAUCUUACCCAGGCUUCCAGUGGAGCCACAACAGGUGAUUGGUUCAUCAUGUUCUAUACUUCGAACUGCGUUGACUGUCAACGAUUAACUGCUGUUUGGGAAGCUGUAGCCGGAGAACUUAAAACACGCAUGAAUGUAGCCAGGAUCGAUAAAGAUGGCAAAGGAAGUGCUACAGCUGACAGAUUCCAUGUGACAAGUGUACCCUCAUUUGUUUUCUUACGACAAGGUAAAUUCUAUCGUUAUGAAAUCAAAAAGCACGAUAUCAAAUCAUUUGUCAGUUUUGCCCAAGACUGGUAUAGAAACUCUAAACCGGAGAAAGUUCCUGUUCCGCUGUCACCAUUCGAUCAAAUAGUGGAGCAAGCAGUACACUAUUUGAAGAACUUGCCGGAAUACAUUGAUGUGCUGAGAACGGAGUAUCCUGCAUUGUUUUAUGUGAUGUUCGGAAUGAUCGCAUUUGUAAUUUUGGGUUUCACAGCUGCAAUCGUGCUAGCUGUGUUGACACGCUGCAAAGCCGCAGCGAAAAGCAAAAAAACACGCGCAAAAAAAGCGAAAUAAAGCUUUUUCAAAAGAAGUUGGUAUUGUGCCAGCUCUAGAAACAUAUAGUAAUGAAUUAAGAUUAUUUUACAAUAAGAGUACUUAUGUGAGGUUUCUGUUCGUCAAUAAAUUUAUGGGUUUUAAUAUUUGAUUGGAAGUCCAUCAAAGUACA